AUGGCUUCAAGAGGCUUCUCCAAAUCCCUGCGCGCCGCUCGCCAGCUGGCCGCUCCCCGUGUGCAGCAGCGCUCCUUCACGGCCGCCAGACAGAUGGUUCGUGCGGCCACGGCUGCUCGUCCCGCCGUCGGCGCCCGUGUCCAGCAGGUCCGCGGCGUCAAGACCAUCGACUUUGCCGGUCACAAGGAGGAUGUCUACGAGCGCUCUGACUGGCCUCAGGAGAAGCUUCUCGACUACUUCAAGGACGACACUCUGGCGCUCAUUGGCUACGGCUCUCAGGGGCACGGCCAGGGUCUCAACCUGCGCGACAACGGCCUCAACGUCAUUGUCGGUGUUCGCAAGAACGGAAAGUCGUGGAACGACGCCGUCCAGGAUGGCUGGGUCCCCGGCAAGAACCUGUUCGAGGUCGACGAGGCCAUCUCCCGCGGCUCCAUCAUCAUGAACCUGCUGUCCGAUGCCGCCCAGUCCGAGACUUGGCCCGCCAUCAAGCCCCAGCUCGUCAAGGGCAAGACGCUGUACUUUUCGCACGGCUUCUCCCCAGUCUUCAAGGACCUCACAAAGGUCGACAUCCCCAGCAACAUCGAUGUCAUUCUCUGCGCCCCCAAGGGCUCGGGCCGCACUGUCCGAUCUCUGUUCCGCGAGGGCCGCGGCAUCAACUCGUCCUUUGCCGUCUUCCAAGACGUCACCGGCAAGGCCAAGGAAAAGGCCGUCGCCAUGGGCGUCGCCAUCGGCUCCGGCUACCUGUACGAGACCACCUUUGAGAAGGAGGUCUACUCGGACCUGUACGGCGAGCGCGGCUGCCUGAUGGGCGGCAUCCACGGCAUGUUCCUCGCCCAGUACGAGGUUCUGCGCGAGCGCGGCCACAGCCCCAGCGAGGCCUUCAACGAGACGGUCGAAGAGGCCACCCAGAGCCUGUACCCGCUGAUUGGCGCCAACGGCAUGGACUGGAUGUUCGAGGCCUGCUCCACCACGGCCCGCCGCGGCGCCAUUGACUGGACCCCCAAGUUCAAGGACGCCCUCAAGCCCGUCUUCAACAGCCUGUACGACGCCGUCAAGGACGGCUCCGAGACCAAGCGAUCCCUCGACUACAACGGCCAGGCCGACUACCGCCAGAGGUACGAGGCCGAGAUGGAGGAGAUUCGAAAUCUGGAGAUUUGGAGAGCCGGCAAGGCUGUUCGAUCUCUGCGACCCGAGAACCAAAAAUAG
This is a messenger RNA of Ustilaginoidea virens, 1206 nucleotides long. RefSeq lists its product as uncharacterized. The transcript has 5 exons. The record is from RefSeq and is a predicted model, not a curated record. Gene Ontology annotation, molecular function: ketol-acid reductoisomerase activity. Gene Ontology annotation, cellular component: mitochondrion. NCBI's taxonomy places the organism in Eukaryota, Fungi, Ascomycota, Sordariomycetes, Hypocreales, Clavicipitaceae. The coding region runs from base 1 to 1206 and encodes 401 amino acids. Gene Ontology annotation, biological process: L-valine biosynthetic process.